Molecule: messenger RNA, 13551 nt
Organism: Toxoplasma gondii ME49
Lineage: Eukaryota; Apicomplexa; Conoidasida; Eucoccidiorida; Sarcocystidae
Product: protamine P1 protein
Exons: 2
Coding region: 1-13551 (4516 amino acids)
Biological process (GO): double-strand break repair via homologous recombination; regulation of DNA-templated transcription
Source: RefSeq, a predicted model, not a curated record
AUGGACGGCCUGCAAGUUUGCUGGGUGCACCAAGAGGUUGAAGACGAAAGUGAAGAUGACGAAGACGAAGAAACACAGCUUCUUCCAGGAAGCUUGCGUCCAUUCGAAGCUGCAGGCUUUCAUUCGAGUCGCCAGUUCGCCGCAGUCGCCGCGCAGGAGAGAAGCGAAGAAGCCAUAUGGUCCUCCGGCCUUCCUCCUCAGAGCGCGUCCUCAUCCUCAGAAGAGACACACCCUCAUCGGAACAAGCAAAUACACUCUUGCAUCACCGGGAAAACUCGGAGCGUCCCCAGUUCUCGACAACAUACAGCGUCUCCUUUCUUGUCGCCAUCUUCGACUUCUUUGUCUUCUUCUGUCGCGCCUCCUGAUUCAUCUUUUUCAUCUUCCUUAUCUUCCCCUCGAUUGUCUUCCUCACCGGUAGCUCUUUCUUCUGAAGCUUCGUCUUCUGCUUUUCCUUCUGAAGCUUCGUCGUCUUCUGCUUUUCCUUCUGAAGCUUCGUCUUCUGCUUUUUCUUCUGAAGCUUCGUCUUCUUCUGCUUUUCAUUCUGAAGCUUCGUCUUCUGCUUCUUCUUCUUCUACCCUAUCGUCGCCCCCACCGUUAUUGUCUGCGUCCUCUCCACUGUUGAAAUCAGAAUGUCGUUCGGAACCUCGAGUUCUUUUUCCUUCUUCUGUCCUUCCCGCUGUCAGGCUCCCUCCUCUUCCUUCUGACAGGCUGUCCAAGGUCUGCUCUCUCGUCUCCCAACUCAGCGACAGCAGCACAACGACAGCUGCUUCGCGUUCGCCGGAACAGGAGGUCUCCCCUCCCUGUCCUCCCGCAUUUCGCCGUCUCGCGACCUCUGCCUACAACUCAUAUCUUCCAUCGUCUUUUUCCAUCUCUGCUCUCUCUCGCUGCUCUUCGGUUUCUCCCCCUUCUUCGUCUUCUUCGCAUACGUCCUCUUCCUUCUCUUCUUCCUCUUCUUCUUCUCUCUCUUCUUCCUCUUCCUUCUCUUCUACCUCUUCUUCCCUCUCUUCUUCAUUUUCUGCUACCUCCUUUUCUACGCGUUCCUCUUCUUUCUCCGUCCACGGCGGUUCACUGUGUUCGCCGUCUCCUCUUGGCUGCGCUGGUUUUUCGGAGUCUCUCUGUCUCUCGCCGCGUUGCUCCCGAGAGCCGCCUGGCAGCGAGCUCUUCAACUUGCUCGAUGACCUGGAAUCGGGAGUCGUUUGCGAAUUUGAUCCUCCAUCUCCGAAUAAGGCUCUCAGAGAAAAGGGUGAAGACUCUUCUCCCUUUUCUUCCGAUGUCUCGUCACCGUCUUCUCCUCUGAAGUCUUUUUUAUCUUCUCCUCGCCUCCGUCAUUCUGCUUCAACUGCGCUUCCGCGCGAUUCUCUCCGAUCUUCUGCUGCUUCCCCCUCGUCUCCCCUGCAGGCGCCCUCUUCGUAUUCUUCUCUCAGUUCUUCCUCAGCGUCCUCUUCCUCGUCUUCUUUCGCUUCUUCCUCUCCCCCGACUCUCUCUCCAUCUUCUUCCUCUUCUCCACCUUCCUCAUCUGCGUCUUCAGUCUCGUUUUCCACUCCGUCCUCGUCGUCUCCGAAUUCCAGAUUCUCUUCCUCCUUCCCGAGAGGCUUUUCGUCUCCGUCGACGGUGUCGGAAUGUCAUCCGGUUUCAACCGCUUUGAGCUGUCCUCGCUCUGCGUCUUCUGCAUCGGCGGCUGCGACUAACAGCGUUCUGCCUCUCUCAGAGAACGCAAGAAGCUUGUUCGUUUCUCCCUCCCUCUCAGACCUCGCUGACGUUAUGGCAGUCGACUUCGAGGACGUCGACUCCGGUCCUGCUCCGUCUUGUUCCUCUUCUUCUUGUUCAUCUCGCGCGUCUUUUUCGUUCUCGUCUCUUUCACAUUCGUCGCCCAGUCCUUUGCCUGCUUCGGCAUAUUGCUCUCGUCCUGUGCUUCGCCACUCUGCCAAAGACACCGCGGAGAGACGGCGAAAAGAUACGGCAGAAAGCGAACUCAGAAGAGGGGAGGACGACAGAACAGAACCGCACAAGACGUGGAUGCCAGAAAGGGGAGAUGCAGUCAAAGAGGCAAACAGAACACCGGCACAAGAGCUUCGCCACUCCGCAGAGGCCCACCAACCAGACACAGAAGAAAUAUCGUCUCAUUUCCUCGCCUUCUUCGACGACUCGAUUCCUCUCAACCACGGUGUACAUCCAGCCGAACACCCUGACAGAGGCCUUACGCCCACCAGCAAACCAGAAAUGAAAUCCCUCCCAGACGUAGCAUCCUCAAGUCCCUCUCCAACUCAUCUCUCAUUCACAACUGCAGGCUUCCGUUUCGCAUCGGGGCGGGAGGUGACUGUGAGCGAGGAAGCGAGGAGGAAGGCUAGGGAGAUGCUGCAGCUGGAGGCUGCUGAGAGCGAGGUGCGAGAGCAAGCCGAACAGGGAGCAGGUGGAUCGAUGAGGAGAGACGAAACGGGGAGAACAGAUGGACAUGAAACGCAGGGGAUAGGCACAACUGCAGGCUUCCGUUUCGCAUCGGGGCGGGAGGUGACUGUGAGCGAGGAAGCGAGGAGGAAGGCUAGGGAGAUGCUGCAGCUGGAGGCUGCUGAGAGCGAGGCGCGAGAGCAAGGCGAACAGGGAGCAGGUGGAUCGAUGAGGAGAGACGAAGCGGGGAGAACAGAUGGACAUGAAACGCAGGGGAUAGGCACAACUGCAGGCUUCCGUUUCGCAUCGGGGCGGGAGGUGACUGUGAGCGAGGAAGCGAGGAGGAAGGCUAGGGAGAUGCUGCAGCUGGAGGCUGCUGAGAGCGAGGUGCGAGAGCAAGGCGAACAGGGAGCAGGUGGAUCGAUGAGGAGAGACGAAGCGGGGAGAACAGAUGGACAUGAAACGCAGGGGAUAGGCACAACUGCAGGCUUCCGUUUCGCGUCGGGGCGGGAGGUGACUGUGAGCGAGGAAGCGAGGAGGAAGGCUAGGGAGAUGCUGCAGCUGGAGGCUGAUGAGUGCGAGGUGCGAGAGCAAGCCGAACAUGGAGCAGGUGGACCGGUAAGGAGAGACGUAGCGGGGAGAACAGAUGGACAUGAAACGCAGGGGAUAGGUACAACUGCAGGCUUCCGUUUCGCAUCGGGGCGGGAGGUGACUGUGAGCGAGGAAGCGAGGAGGAAGGCUAGGGAGAUGCUGCAGCUGGAGGCUGCUGAGAGCGAGGUGCGAGAGCAAGGCGAACAGGGAGCAGGUGGAUCGAUGAGGAGAGACGAAGCGGGGAGAACAGAUGGACAUGAAACGCAGGGGAUAGGCACAACUGCAGGCUUCCGUUUCGCGUCGGGGCGGGAGGUGACUGUGAGCGAGGAAGCGAGGAGGAAGGCUAGGGAGAUGCUGCAGCUGGAGGCUGAUGAGUGCGAGGUGCGAGAGCAAGGCGAACAGGGAGCAGGUGGACCGGUAAGGAGAGACGUAGCGGGGAGAACAGAUGGACAUGAAACGCAGGGGAUAGGUACAACUGCAGGCUUCCGUUUCGCGUCGGGGCGGGAGGUGACUGUGAGCGAGGAAGCGAGGAGGAAGGCUAGGGAGAUGCUGCAGCUGGAGGCUGAUGAGUGCGAGGUGCGAGAGCAAGCCGAACAUGGAGCAGGUGGACCGGUAAGGAGAGACGUAGCGGGGAGAACAGAUGGACAUGAAACGCAGGGGAUAGGUACAACUGCAGGCUUCCGUUUCGCAUCGGGGCGGGAGGUGACUGUGAGCGAGGAAGCGAGGAGGAAGGCUAGGGAGAUGCUGCAGCUGGAGGCUGCUGAGAGCGAGGUGCGAGAGCAAGGCGAACAGGGAGCAGGUGGAUCGAUGAGGAGAGACGAAGCGGGGAGAACAGAUGGACAUGAAACGCAGGGGAUAGGCACAACUGCAGGCUUCCGUUUCGCGUCGGGGCGGGAGGUGACUGUGAGCGAGGAAGCGAGGAGGAAGGCUAGGGAGAUGCUGCAGCUGGAGGCUGCUGAGAGCGAGGUGCGAGAGCAAGGCGAACAGGGAGCAGGUGGAUCGAUGAGGAGAGACGAAGCGGGGAGAACAGAUGGACAUGAAACGCAGGGGAUAGGCACAACUGCAGGCUUCCGUUUCGCAUCGGGGCGGGAGGUGACUGUGAGCGAGGAAGCGAGGAGGAAGGCUAGGGAGAUGCUGCAGCUGGAGGCUGCUGAGAGCGAGGUGCGAGAGCAAGCCGAACAGGGAGCAGGUGGAUCGAUGAGGAGAGACGAAACGGGGAGAACAGAUGGACAUGAAACGCAGGGGAUAGGCACAACUGCAGGCUUCCGUUUCGCAUCGGGGCGGGAGGUGACUGUGAGCGAGGAAGCGAGGAGGAAGGCUAGGGAGAUGCUGCAGCUGGAGGCUGCUGAGAGCGAGGUGCGAGAGCAAGGCGAACAGGGAGCAGGUGGAUCGAUGAGGAGAGACGAAGCGGGGAGAACAGAUGGACAUGAAACGCAGGGGAUAGGCACAACUGCAGGCUUCCGUUUCGCAUCGGGGCGGGAGGUGACUGUGAGCGAGGAAGCGAGGAGGAAGGCUAGGGAGAUGCUGCAGCUGGAGGCUGCUGAGAGCGAGGCGCAAGAGCAAGGCGAACAGGGAGCAGGUGGAUCGAUGAGGAGAGACGAAGCGGGGAGAACAGAUGGACAUGAAACGCAGGGGAUAGGCACAACUGCAGGCUUCCGUUUCGCAUCGGGGCGGGAGGUGACUGUGAGCGAGGAAGCGAGGAGGAAGGCUAGGGAGAUGCUGCAGCUGGAGGCUGCUGAGAGCGAGGUGCGAGAGCAAGGCGAACAGGGAGCAGGUGGAUCGAUGAGGAGAGACGAAACGGGGAGAACAGAUGGACAUGAAACGCAGGGGAUAGGCACAACUGCAGGCUUCCGUUUCGCAUCGGGGCGGGAGGUGACUGUGAGCGAGGAAGCGAGGAGGAAGGCUAGGGAGAUGCUGCAGCUGGAGGCUGCUGAGAGCGAGGCGCGAGAGCAAGGCGAACAGGGAGCAGGUGGAUCGAUGAGGAGAGACGUAGCGGGGAGAACAGAUGGACAUGAAACGCAGGGGAUAGGCACAACUGCAGGCUUCCGUUUCGCAUCGGGGCGGGAGGUGACUGUGAGCGAGGAAGCGAGGAGGAAGGCUAGGGAGAUGCUGCAGCUGGAGGCUGCUGAGAGCGAGGCGCGAGAGCAAGGCGAACAGGGAGCAGGUGGAUCGAUGAGGAGAGACGAAGCGGGGAGAACAGAUGGACAUGAAACGCAGGGGAUAGGCACAACUGCAGGCUUCCGUUUCGCAUCGGGGCGGGAGGUGACUGUGAGCGAGGAAGCGAGGAGGAAGGCUAGGGAGAUGCUGCAGCUGGAGGCUGCUGAGAGCGAGGCGCGAGAGCAAGGCGAACAGGGAGCAGGUGGAUCGAUGAGGAGAGACGAAGCGGGGAGAACAGAUGGACAUGAAACGCAGGGGAUAGGCACAACUGCAGGCUUCCGUUUCGCAUCGGGGCGGGAGGUGACUGUGAGCGAGGAAGCGAGGAGGAAGGCUAGGGAGAUGCUGCAGCUGGAGGCGACUGGUAGCGAGGAGGUUUGUCAACAGACAGAUGUCGCGAAUGUUCUCGGUAACGAAGUUGGGUUUACGACGACGGGUGUCUGUACUCCGCCUGGCGCCUUGGUGUCCUGUCAUCCCAUUUCAGGUUCAGUUGCCUGCAUUCCCUCGGUUGGUUCACCGUCUCCGUCGAAGCUGUUUGCCUCGUUUGCUGUGUCUUCUUGUUGCGCGACAGUGGCUGGCAUUGGUCCAGGGUCUGUCCCCCUUGUCUCCGUUCUAGGAGGGUGCGGAGACUGUGGGGCGGACCUCGGGGAGAGGGAUCCCGGGAGGGUGACGGGUCCAGGCACAGGUGAGGAGACAGAUCGGGAGCCUUCAGCCUCUCACUUCGUUCGUAUGCAAUCAACUGCACAACCGAGUUGCGUUACCAAUCAUGAUGAAGCAAGGAAAUUCCAGAGCUCCGUUCCAAGCGAGGCAACGGAGUGCUCCCAGGUGUCUCUCCCUUCCCCUUCGUCUGCUCUGAGGUCUGCUCCGAGUCUCUCGGACUCUUCUGCGCCUGCGGGUCAGCCUGCGUCUGAGGUAGAGAACCGUAGUUCGUCUUCCUUGUCUUCGAGAGCUCGGCCUCCGUCCCUGAGACGGCGAGGCCUGACUUCUGGCUUGCUGGGCGUUCCCCGCCUCGCGGCCUCCGGCGUCGGAGCCCAAGACGCCCGCGCUGCGGUCCCCAGAGACAGGAGACACUUUAAGGCCCCACGGCGGAACUCGCAGACGGCAUCUCUGGGGGGCCAAAGGCCUCGCGUUCAAGAGAGGACUCGCGAAGACCUUGUAAAGGCGAAACAAGAGGACGCCUCGCGAAGUGAAGGAAGUGGAGAAAAAGAGGAGAAGCAGUAUUGUUUUCCCGAGGCUCAGACAAACGUACUACGGGCGUCUGGAACUCACUUUUCUUCGCUGUUCUCUGUGUCGACGGAGCCGAAAGAUCUUUCUUUUCCUUCUUCAGCGUGCUCAUCUUCGCUGCCGCAGGUUUCGGAUGCUUCGCCUCUUUAUCAAAACAUGCUUGUUAUCCGGAGGCUAUGGGAACUGCAUGCGCGUCGCUUCUCGAUCUGUUUGUCUCCACUGUCUCGCUCUGCAGACCCAACGGCGCGUGUGUCUUCCUCUCCGUAUCCUCAGUCUCCCUCGUCCCUCUGGCCGCCCGGGCCUCUCCCGGCUGCUGUCUCCCCAGACUCGCGCGAUGCAUGCGAACGGCGGAAUUUCCAGUUUUCCUUUCUCGACCGGGGGCUCUGGCUGGUGUGUCUUCCGGAGCACCUGCACAAGCGAACUGUGCCUCUUUUCUGUGGUUCCCUUGAGGCGGCUAGGGACUUUCUGCUUCUCUCUUGCACAGCGCGGGGAGACGAAUGCAUCGAAGACUCCAGUGGGUGGAGCCGAGGCGCCUCAAGUGGGUGCCGAGCUCGCGAAGACAACGCUGGAACUCGAGCUGAGGACGGAAGCGCAGACGGAGACUCCGGUGGCAGAAGCAUGUUGGUCGGGGGGGUGGAGGAAUUCUCUCGGAUGGUCGGCACCUAUCUUCAGUGGAAGCGCGAGGUGAAGCGAGAGUCUCCGUCUACAGCUUCGUCAGCUCUGCUGGAGAAAACAAGGAACGGAAAGAAACGAAGAGAGACACCAGAGUUGCGUGGAAACAGGAACCGCUUCACUCGCGCCUGGGUGGCACACCAUUACAGUCUCCUUUGUCUCCGCGCAGCGCAGAGAUGGACGCGGUCCUUCGCUCUGUCCGUUGCUUCGUACCGCCACGAGAGCCAUCACAGGAACAGCUGUACCGGAUCUUCCUCCACUCUCUCUCACUCUUUCCUUCGUCAUCCUCCUUUGCAGACAUCUGCUGUCUCUCUGCAAGGACCUCGCGAUGCAGUCGCUCCUGCUCCUCCGUUCUCUUCUCCUUCUCGUCCGUCUGCCUGUCCGGCGUCUGUUCAGUCUUUUCUAGGCCCCCCUCGACCUCCGAGUCCUUUGCGUCUGCUGCGGGCGCUGCUGUGUCGCGUGGAAGCAGAAGAAGAAGGACGUCGUUCGGUGCUGCGUCAAGUUUGCGAGGGCGACUUGUCUCCCGCCACCCCAAUGGUGUUGGAGGUUCUCUGUCCUCCCUUUUGCUCUGAGGACCCUCUGUCUCUGCGAGUGUCUGAUGGCUGGUACGUCGUGAAGGCGCGCGUGGUGGAUCCGUCUCUUGCAGUCGUUUUGCGUCGCAUUUUUCAGCGAAGAGACAACCGUUCUCACGCCGCACAGACCCCGCACUCACCUCCCUUCCCUAGGUUUUCCUUUCGCCGGAUCUUCGUCCAAGGCGCCUCUCUCUCUGGACUCUCUGAGCCGUGCUGUCCGCUCGACCUCCCUUCACAGGCCUGCCUCCUUCUGCAUGCAUCGACUUGCCGCCCUCUGUUUUCUCCCUUGCCGUUGCUCUCUUCGCCUGCGUCGUCACUGCCCUCUUUUCUCAUGGCGACGGAUUCGAAGGCACCCUUGCCUUCCGCGCCUUCUCCUGUCGCCUCCUGUCCUCUGUUCUCUUCUCUUCUGUUUGCGCCGGAGUGGCUAGGCAAAGGGUGUGCGUCGUCUCUCGCGUCUCUGCGGGGCUCCGCGUUCCCUCUCGGCCGCUGGCUUUCUGGGAGGGGGGAGCGGAAGCAGCGAACAGGCGGCAGAGAGGAGAAGGAAGAAGAGGAGAGAGCUGUGCCGCAGGCGGUCAAGAGUCUGCGCCGCGGAGUGGGCGGAGAGAUCCCCGUAGUCGAUGUGAUUCUUCUCCGGAGAGGCCCUUUGCUGUUUCGAGUUCGUAGAGAAGUUCCUAAACCUGGGGGAAGUGGACGUCCGCUGGAAACGCGAGAAGGCUCCAGAGAAAACGAACACCCGCCGGAGAACGAUGUCGGAGACUCGGAGCCGAGAGAGACCAAGACGGUGUUGAUGACGGAGGCCGAGUACCGUGCGUGGUUCCAGCGAGAACAGGAGACGCUGCAAAGAAAACGAGAAGAAGAGUUGGUUCUUCUCCAAGAGAAACUCGAAGAAGUUCGACGCAAGACCGAGUCCAAGAAGGCGAAGCGGAGACGGACACCCUGCCUCCAGACGAGAGAAGAGGACGACGGGGACGGAGAGACAGCAGAGUCAGGCGGAAAAGACAAGACGAGUUUGAGGAAAGAAGCCCCACAGAGAGAGGAAGAAGGGCACACAUGUGAGGAGAGAGACUGCGAGGCCACCCUGUCGGAAGAAGAGGCCGAAGAUGAACUACGAGAUUUAGAAAGACAGCUCACUCGCUUGGAAGAGUUGUGGAGAGUUGACAGAGAAAACUUGGCAAAGAAAGGGCAAUCGCAAAUUGACCUCCUCGUGGUCGACUCCCUUUUUCUCCACAAGCUUUCUGCCCUCGCACUGAUGGCCUUCGCGAACGUCGCAACUUCUGCAUCCGCUCCUUCUCACGUCAAGGCUUCUGUCAACUGUGUCUCGUUUCUCGACGCAAGUGGACCCCCUUCUCGUUCUUCUCUCUGCGGCGUAGACCAAGUUGCGGUUGCGUCCUCGUCCGAUCCGCGUUGCGUCGCCUCGGCUUCAUCGAAUGUCCCCCCGACUGUCUCUUCUUCUCUCGCACCUCCUUUGGCUCCUCUUCCGGUUCCACCGGCAGCAGCCUCCUCAUCUUCCUCUCCGUCUUUUGUUUCCUGUUCUUCGUCUUCCAAUUCGUCUUCGCCUCUGGCUGCUUCGACCUCUGUUUCUGCGUCCGGCGUUUCUCUUGCGCCUUCGUUCGGCGUCUCUCAGACGGACAUCGAAAACGCUCUGGACUCUGCGCUGGAGGAAGAAACCGAGACGAAGCACCACACGUCGACCUCGUCCUCAAUGGUGUCCUCCCCUUCUCUGCGCGCCUCGCCUUCCACAGUUUCUCCUCAAUCUUCUGCUCCUGCUGCUCUUUUUGAAUUCGCCGUCGCCAAUUCUGGAUGUCGCUCGCGUCGUCCCUCGGACUCCCAACAACACGCGAGUGAGGCGCCGCACUCCAGAACCGAAAGGCGCGACGAGGCAAAGCUCCCAGCGCAUGCGAAAUCUCCCCCAGCAACGUACGCGCGAGACCGUUCUGUCAACAGCAAACCGUGCGAAGAUCUUCUUUCUCUCUUGCGUUUAUGCGGCUGUCUACGCCCGCGAAAAGUCGAAGAAGAGACAGACCUGAAAACGGUCGCAGGUCUCGCGCGUCUGUUCCGCCAGAGCCUCGCGUGCAUCACGCUGUCAGGAGAUCCCGCGACCGAAGAGGAGACGCCCUUCCACGAGUUGCAGGAAGGCGAGCGCGUCAAGAUUUCCAAUCUCGCUUGCUCCCCCGCUGCGUCCGUCUACUCCACCAGGCAGAGACGACACGGACAGGAACCAGAUCGAGGAGGAGGAGGAGGAGGGACGGGGAAAUGGACAGACGAAUGGUCGGAGCUGAAUGCUGCUGAAGAAGAACGCAGACUGGGUGGAAUCGACUGCCAUGGCAACCAGAGACUCGUGCGGCUACAUGGCACGAAAAGAACGGCUUUCCAGAUUGUUCGCCUCGCCCCUGGCUCCGCUCUGUCUCCUCACCCGUCAGGCUCCCAUCCCGCUGUGUCAAGCCCCCAUGUGUCGGCAUUCUUUCCUUCUCCUCCAUCUUCUUCUCCUCCGUCUUUUUCUCGAUAUCCUUCUAGUUCUUCUCGUCCUUUUGCUUCUCCAUCUUUCUCUCGUUCUCCUCCCUCUUCUUCCCUCGUGCGGCUUCUGCCUGUCUGUACUGCUGGCUCAGGCGGCUCGCGUCCUCUGCCCUUUGCUGUGCCUCUCUCGGUACUCUCGACCUCCCUCCGAGCUUCUCUCGCUGCCUUUUCUUCUGCUUUAUCUCCUCUCCGCUCCCCUUCUUCUUCUGCGGCUCUGUCCCCUUCUGCGGGUGCUUCGGCUGCCUCUGGCGCUGCCGAACGCGAGAACUGCCAGCUUGGAGAAGGCGCCAGAAGCAACUUGUUCGCAGAGGGACCGACACCGGGCGCCGAGCGAGAAGGAGAACACACAGAAGAAGCGAACGACGGAGAGCCAUCUGAGGAACUCGACGAGGCUGAGGGAGGGACGAAGAGACAGCAAGGUCGGGGACGGAGGAGAGCGCCGUCGAGUUCUGUCAAAGGAGCUCUUGACGCGACGGCGCAGAAGAGACAGAAGAGACAGCUGGCUGAACUCCCGCGGCACUGCUGCGCACCCGCGAAGGACUUUGAACAAACAGAGCGAGAAGCCUCGCCGAGUGGAUCGGAUCUGGGGUGUAAGGAAAAGAGGGAACGUCUCACGACUCGGCUCUCUGCGAAACGUUCGACUUGCCGCCCUCCCGACUCUGGACCAGGAGCAGAGACGAAGGAAGAGAGUAAACGAAGAAACGCGGAGGACACAGGCACCAAGGUCGAAAGCGCCUUUCUUCUCUCCGCUCUCUCGCAGUGGCUUCUGCCCUUGUCCUCCCUGGAUGUUUUGCUUGGUCUCUGUCACCUGCCGCUCUUCUCACAGGCGCACAGACUCGCCUGCCUUCUCAAGGAGGCUGACCGCGAGAGAGAGAGGGAACAAGAAGUCCUGCAGCGAGAAGAAAAGCAAGCAAGCACAGCCACAGAGGGAAGGCGACUCAGGGAGAGAGGUGAACUGACGCUCAGACCGAGGAAGGAAAUGUUUUUCAGAGGAGAAGCGGCGAACCAUGUCAGGGAAAGGGAUGAAAGACGGGCUCAGGACAGAGGGCGAUGGCCUCAUUUCCCGGAGACGCAAGUGCUAAACGAACGGCUGUCGAAAUCUGGAGAGGAAGGAAAAGAGAAUGUAUGGCAGCAGCUGGCUGACGCGGAGUCCGUGAACGCAAAAGGUAUCCUGAAAGGGCAAGCGUCCGAGAGUAUGCAGUGUCUCCAAAGGCAUGGUUUGAAAGGCAGCGAACAGACGGACUCCCGCGUUUCUCCGCCAGACUCUCUCUACCGCUUUACAGCUCCUCCCAUUUCCAUCGGCAUUCUUCCGGCCGUCGCCUACGACCUUGUAGGAGUGCUUCUCUUGCUCGAAGAUCACCAGGUCUCUCCUCUCUUGGGCUCGUAUUCUGCUGAUUCUGCCCAGACCUGCUCGGCGUUUGUCGGGAGCGAACGGCAUGCGAGUCCUUCUGGCCUCGUCGCCUUUCUGUGGACGUCUACAGACCAAAUAUGUUGCAUUCGUGUGAAGCCCUCGAGGAACUUUUCGGACUUCUCUGCCAACUCAGGCAGGCAUUCGCGGCUCGAAGCGCCUUCCUCUUCUUCCUCUUCUUCCUCUUCUUCCUCUUCUUCUCUCGCUUCUGCUUCUCGCUCCGGGAGAGAAGCGACAGGCUGCGCGGCGUCCAGAGAAGCUCCCGCAGGCGGGUGUCCGUUUUUGCUGAGAUAUCGACAGAUGCUUCUGGGCGCUGCGGGGAGAAGGAACGCGGGGACGACCGAGGGUGUGAAAGCAAGGCAGGGUGUGACAGCCGAGAGGGCCGAAGGUCUCCAGAGAUGGUGGAUGUUUCAGACGGAGGAGAGGGGAAAGGUGGAGAGCGGAAUCAAGGAAAAGAAGCAUUCUUUCACAGGUUCAGUGUGCGUUUCCUCCAUUUCGUCGUCUGUCGCUGCCUCUCUCUCACCGGGUUUCCUUUCUCUUCGGUGGGCUCUCUUCCAGAACGUGGAAUUCCAAGGACGCGAUCCGAACCUUGGCAUUUUCAACUUUUCUGCUUCACCUCGUCUUCUCCAUCUCGCAAGUGGACCUCUGCACGCGCCUCUGCCUUCUAAGGCUUCUCCUGUUUUUUCGACUUCUUCGGCGUAUACGAAUUCUUUACCUUUUUCUCGGAAUUCGUCUUCUUGGCAGCUUCCAUCUUCUUCACUGCCUCGAUCUUCUUGUUUGAAUUCUCCGUUUGCUUCGGACUCCCCACCGCCUUGUUCGACGUCCUCCUCUUCGGCUGCGGGGGCGUCCUCUUCGUCGGUUCUCGCCUCCUCCCUGUGUCCUGCUGCGUCUCCUGCGGAUGCACAGAGCGGUCUUCACCCUUACUGCACUGAAGAAGAAGAGAGAGAAGGAAAAGACAAAAGUGGAAGCAGAGACACUGGCGGCAGCGACAGCGACUUCGGGGACCGAAAGGCGAGGAAGAAAAACGGAGUUCGAGAGGGAAGAGAGCACGGCGUAACGGAGACUUCUCAGCGUGUAGCAGGCCAACGGGAAGGAGCAAGGGGAGAGAAGCAGAGUGGAAGGCGACCUGCAGAUUCUGCGAUGCGACAGGAAGAUCCCAGGAAGAACAUGCGUCUUAGAGAGGAAAGGAACGAAAGUGAGAUGAGGAACGAAGUCGACGCCCCUGCGAGCAAAGGCAGCGACAAAGAGGGAGAGCGCGAGGAAGGAGACAGAGAAGUGAAGAGACAAAGAACGACGCCAAAGCGACCAAGUUGUCGCGUGGACGGCAAAGAAGAGAGAGCGAUAACCGUGUGUGCGGUAGGGAUGAACGACUGUUUGUCGGAGGACAGAACAGUCUCCACGAAGAGGGCAGCGAAGCCGAGAAAUCAGAGAGGAGAAGCAGCAGAUUUCAUCAGUUUCGAAACAGCUUAUGGAGACUGGAAAGAAACGGCAUGCUUCUCCGAUCGGCACGAGUUUGAAAAGGCUAACCGUUUUUCCUUUCUCCAAGACGAAAUCUGCGACCUUUUUCGCUUUCUGGGCGCUCCGGAGGCGGCGCCUGCUUCGAGCGACAGACGCGGAAAAGACCGAGCAAAGCCUCUGCUUCAUAACGACCGAGCUCGGUUGGAUAUACAGAGCGCGGACCAGCCAGGAGGGCGUUCUGAGGGAGACAAGCAGCGUCCGCCGAGCGACGAAAACCGUCCACUCGAUCGCAAUUGGGAUCCGCGGUGUUCAGUCAAAGAGCAACUGGUACGAGAGAGAGGUGCACUGAACGAUUGGGACCGGGCGAUUCGAGGCGAGGCUCGAGAAGUGGAAGAAGAGCGCGGAGAAAAGACAGAAAACGGUAGGGAAGGUCGAGGAGAGGCAGCCGAAAGCGACAGACAAGGAGACCAUGUCGAGCAGUGCAUGCGUUCUUGUGGAGGAGACACCGCUCUGAGUCGACUUCUCCUCGCCCUGGAAAAAGUCGCUUCUGCUGUUGGGGCGAGACGAAUGUGA